AUGGCGCGAUACGAUAAAGUUGUUCUUCUUGGCACUGGAAGUUACGGCAAAGUUUGGCUUGUGGACACUCAUAACUCGACUAGAGACCAAAAAGUUCUGAAAGAAAUAAAUCUGACAGGUUUAGGAGAAAAGGACAUUGAACAGGCACUGACAGAGGUCACUAUAUUAGCCAGAUGCCGGCACUCAAAUAUUAUUGGUUAUUCCGAGGCGUUUGUAAACAAAACAACAUUGAGAUUAUCAAUAGUCAUGGAGUAUGCUCCUGGAG
Molecule: messenger RNA, 265 nt
Organism: Candidula unifasciata
Lineage: Eukaryota; Metazoa; Mollusca; Gastropoda; Stylommatophora; Geomitridae
Source: the annotation of a GenBank genome assembly